Racocetra fulgida is the source of this 343-nucleotide messenger RNA. The record is from the annotation of a GenBank genome assembly. Lineage: Eukaryota; Fungi; Glomeromycota; Glomeromycetes; Diversisporales; Gigasporaceae.
AUGUCAAAUAUUCCUGCGGACUAUCCUUUGAAAUCUUCUGAGGAUUAUCAAUUAACAACCUCGGAUGAAAGGGUUAUAAUUGAACUUUCUUACUUGAAUGAAAAGUUUUUAAAGGACUUGAAUAAGUUUGUCGAAUCUUUCAAUGGAUUCUUUUUGCAAUCACCAAAAGAAUGCAAAGAUACCAAGUCACCUGGAAAAUCACCCGCAAAGUCCCCAAAAAAUAGUGAUCUUGUUAGAUAUGUUUCUACCAAUUUUGAUGCCGAACGUAUCAAAGAAGUAAUCAGCACAUGGGAAACAAGUAUUGGAAAGAGACUGUUUGGAAAUGCAGAAAAAGAGCUUAUUG